Messenger RNA from Eupeodes corollae, 4795 nucleotides. RefSeq lists its product as uncharacterized. The transcript is spliced from 13 exons. Lineage: Eukaryota; Metazoa; Arthropoda; Insecta; Diptera; Syrphidae. Bases 623 to 3952 code for a protein of 1109 amino acids. The record is from RefSeq and is a predicted model, not a curated record. Gene Ontology annotation, molecular function: protein binding.
AUAAAGUAUAUAAGUAAAGUAUUCGAGUUCGAGUCGAGGUGGUUUUGAAUUAGAUUUUUAGAAGAUAAAAAUCCAAAUAAAACUGAACAAUAAAUAAAUAAAUUGUUAUUUAACUAAAAAGUGUAUAUAUUUUCAACAAAAAUAAAUCCGCAAACACAAAUUUAAUAUGAGUUUUGAAUAAUUGAUGAAUGAAUUUCUCAGUGGCUUCGAGAAUUUGUUGUUUCUUUGCAACGAACUAUUGUAUAUAGGUCGUCCUCAAAAUAGUAUACAACAAUACUGCAUAAGUGGUGUUCAAUGUUUGAUUUUUAUUAUUCAAAUUGUCGUGGGAAUUUAGUUUACCAUCAAAAUGUUGAUUUAUGGAAACCAAAAAAUCCAAUUGUCUUUUGUAAUGAAAUAUUUUUGAACUUCCUACAAGUUGUAAUAUACAUACAUGGUCUUUAAUUGCCUUAUAUAUCUUCGUCCGGAGGAGGAGAAAUGAGUUUUAUAUAUUAAUAAAAUAAAAAAAGAGAAACAAAUGCAUUUCAUAGUUUAAAAGCGUUCCUAAUGCGAAAUAAAUAAAAACUAGGACAAAAUUAUACGAGUUAAAUAUAAAGUGAAUACUCUGUAAUUGCCUACUAGUAAAAUGAAUAGUUUAAAUAUUAAGAUUUUAAAGCAAAUCGAUACAUUUUGGAAUAUAAAAUUUUUGCAAUGGACGAUUUACUAUAUGUUUGUGGUAAUAAGUUGCAUUGGAGCUGAGCAGCACCCAGCUGAAGAGGAUGGUCCACUACUGGCAGUGCAAACCGCAGUUAACCUGGAUGUUAGUCUGCCAUGUGAUCUAAGACCAGGCACUAUGGCUACGGACAAAGUACAACUUGUAAUAUGGUACAAACAAGGCAGUGUUAAACCAAUAUACACAUUUGAUGCACGCGGGCGACAAUUGCAACAGGCAAUCCCAUGGGCUGAUGAUGCUGUUCUCAAGAAUAAAGCUCAAUUUUUUUAUGACACUAAUCCGCCAGCUUUGAAAAUUAAAAAUGUCCAAAUCAAUGACGCCGGAUUAUAUAAAUGUAGAGUUGAUUUUCAUAAGUCACCCACAAGGAACUGGCGAGUAAAUGUUACUGUUAUAGUACCCCCAACUAAAUUGACGAUAUUAGAUUCAUAUGGAGCUGCUAUUAGAAAUAAUGUAGCUGGACCUUACCUAGAAGGAAACAGUAUAAACCUAACAUGCCUUUCUAGUGGAGGAAUACCACCUCCAAAGGUAUCAUGGUGGAAGGAGCAUGCUUUGGUAGAUGACUCAUAUCAAAUACUUCCCGAUGGGACUGUAAGAAACGUUUUACAUUUACUAAACAUUUCCAGAGCUGAUUUACUUGUGGUUUACACUUGUCAGGCAAGUAAUGGUCAUAUUGUGGCGGUACUAUCAGGAAAAGUUAAAAUCGAAAUGAAGUUGCCCCCUUUGAAUAUACUUCUUCAAGGGAUUAAUCACCCAAUAGUCGCAGGAGUGAGUACUCACGUAACAUGCACAUCAGUUGGAGCCAGACCACCACCCCAAAUUAUAUGGAAGAAGGGUGGUGUUGAUAUAAGAGGAGCAACACAAUCGACAUCAUCUGACGGUAACUCAACAAUAUCUGAGUUGGUGCUAGUUCCGGCUCCCGAAGACAAUGAAAAGGAAGUUGCGUGUUUAGUAGCUAAAACAUUACCAACCCAUCAUGACAUGGGCCUGCAGCCGUCUUAUGAAAACUCCUAUGGAGUUAUAGAAUUAUUUUUAAAGGACUCUCGAAUUUUAAAUGUCACACAUGCUCCUAUUGUGUCCCUAAAUCUAGGGGCUCCAUUAGAUGCAAACAAUUUAAUGAACGGCUCUGAUGUAUAUUUAGAGUGUAGUAUAGUAGCAAAUCCUGCAAUAACUCGAAUUGAAUGGUAUCACAACGAUAAAAAAUUGAAUUCUGCUCGUGGAAUUCUCAUUUCAAAUCAGACCCUUGUUUUGCAAAGUAUUUCAAAGUUUUCACAUGGAAAGUACUUUUGUCUUGCUACAAAUAUUCAAGGAAGUGUAUCUAGCAACGAAGUUUUUCUAGACGUUAAAUAUCCACCUAUUUGUGAAGCUGAAUCAACAGUCAUAAGAGCCGCUAUAAAACAAACCUUAAACAUAACAUGUCUUGUAGAUUCUAACCCAUUGUAUAACUUACAAUAUAAAUGGUUCUUCAAUAAUUCCUUGGAUAACAUAAUUGAAUUGCCAGAACCAUCAAGCCAAGCUCAAGAAUUUAAUAGCUUAGCACCAUCAUCUCUGCCUCUUAAAGGUCUCGCACCUUCCGGCCACCAUAACAACCAUUAUAAAUUUUACCAGGAAUAUCAAAAACAUCCACACCAUCACAAAAGGUUGCUUCAAAAAAUCAUUAUUCAGAAACAACAUCAUCAGCCUUCGAACAAUCUAAAUGAUUUCCAUGGCAGAAUUCAUUUUUCUUCGGUACUAGCAUCAUCGUUACAUGCACCACUCUAUACAUCGAAUUCAUUAGAAAACCCUAAGAGGCAUUUAUCACAUGUAACUAAUAGGUCCAAACUAGACAAUAAUCAUCAUCAUGUUGAGCAUAGUGAUUAUAGAUUGAUCGAGAAUAUGGAAGAAAAGGAUAAUAACCAAGAAAGAACCUAUGAUUUCCCCCUCGCACAAAUGCUUUAUUCAAACAUGGUCUAUACAAAUCAAUUAGAUAAAACACAUCGAAUACAUAGGGAACAUUCAAAACCGGAUAUACAGGAAAAUGAGAAUAGGAAACAUAUUACAACACAUUACGGCCAUAAAGGUGGUUCAAAAACUCCAGAACCACCGACAUUAUACAAUGUGUAUCCUUAUCAUAUUGAAUCAUAUGAAAGUUUUGGUGCAAUAUCUUGUAUGGCUAGUAACCAAAUGGGUCAGAGUAAACCCUGUUGGUAUCAUAUCCAACCAGCAGAUCUUCCAGACCCCGUCAAAAGUUGCAUAGCUCAUAAUGCGACGUCUAGUUCGAUUCAAAUACAGUGUAUUCCUGGUUUUGAUGGUGGCAUUCCGCAACAUUUCCAUAUACAAGUUUACGAUGAACUUAAUAGACAAAUUCUAUACAAUGUAACGUUCAAACAUUCCAAUUUCAAAAUCAAGAGUCUACCGAGUGACUCGGUUUUUGUGUUACGAAUAACUUCUAUCAAUUCGCAAGGCUCAAGCAAGCUUGUGUAUCGUUUGAGAGCACGAACAUUAUCCGUUCCACUAUUAAGAACAGCUUCAUCGACCGCUGUUCUGGUUCAAUUAACACCGCUCCUAGGCGCAAUGGUUGGACUAAUUGUGACCCUAAUAUUAGUUGUCAUAUGCAUAGUUAUAUUUAUAAAAUUUCGUAAAAAGCAUAUCUAUCGAUCACAUGGAAACAUCUUAGAAACAAUUGACAAAGGAGGCAGUGUUGAACUGCUUGGUCGUAAUCUUGGAAGUCGAUCUAGUUUGGAAGAUAAAAAUCCUGACGUUGUUCCUUUGGAAAAUAGUGACGAUGAAUUUCAUGCUGAAGAAGAAGCAUUUAAUCGAUUAAAUAUGGAUUCGCACAGAGCCCUGUGUCCACAGAGAGUAAGAAAUGAUUCUCCGUCGUCAUCGCCACAUCCUCUGCAUGUAUCCCAACCGGCUAAGACUGGAGAAAUAUCUCUUACUACAAAUCCAGCCUACAAUAUUUGCAACACUCCACAGCGAAUGCGACAGCCUACAUACGCAUGUCCUCCACAUCUCCUCCCCAACAACAGUUCAUCGAACAUUUAUACACGUGUUCCCGGACGAACCAAUGUACCUUCCUACGAAAAUUCAACCGCGUCCACAUCACCAUAUGGAUCAUUAAACAUAUGUAUGAUGCCUUUACUAGGACAACACCAGCCUUCACAACCACUUCAAGUCCAACCCCACCAAUUACUACAGCAAAAAGCACAACUACAUUCUGCGACCAGUGACCAGUCUAGAUUUUACAAUUACAAUAUGUCUCCCUGAGAGUUACUCCCUGAUAACACCAAGUGCCAAAUAGUGAGCAUUGGUAGUAGUAACACUGUAUGCACGAGCUCCGCCGAAAGAACGACAAUUGUUUAGCCACUUUGUCGGUAACACGAAAUAAAAAUAAAAACAAAACUACAAAUAAUCUUAAAUUUGUAUGUAAAAUAAUUUAAAUCAUGGUAGCUUUAAUCCAUUUGAAAACUUAAGAAAAAUGUCUCUUCAGAAUUUAAAUCUCUCUCUUUUUAUAUUUUACUUUUAGCAUAAUAUUAACAAAUAAUCAACUUUGUAUUAAAUUAGUGAUAGAAAAAAAAACACCUUUCUUAUUUAAAAGAAAAUUAAAUUACACAGUUAAGAAAGGAAAGACACCUAUGUAAAUGUUUUUAUGAUUAAAAAUAGAUAGACAAAACAAAACGCAACAAUACUGCUUUAACAAAAAUGCAUAUUACACUUAAGAUGUAUUAAAAUAUUUCAUUGCGCUGGCGCUCACAGAUUAAAACUUAUAAAAAUUCUAUUGAAAAAAGAGAGUUUAGAAAUGGAAGACUAUAGUAGAAAAGAAAAACGUUGCAUUUUAAUUGAUAGAAUUAAUGUACAAUUGUCUUAAAGUUUUGACACAAAUUUUUUUAUAUUCAACUAUUUAAGACAUGCUGCAUCAUUUUAUUUUUUAGUAUUAGACACAAUCAACUGUAUUCAGCUUUUUGUUUUCUUAACAUAUCAUUAUUUUCUUAAAUAAAAAAAAAAAACAAAAUAAGUUCUUUUUUCCAUCACUUUUUAUUGAUACAAAUUUAAGAAGUGUAAAUGUAAAUAUUUAAAUAAAUAAAUCAGAAUACUGUUGAUUUUUUCGUA